CUAGGUGACGGUAUCGUUUGUCAUUUCCCGAAGCCGAACACCAGUUGACGUCCGACGACGAUGCCACCCAAGUUGAAAUUCCAAAAGAAUUUCGUUUAUAAAACUCCGUCUAAGGUUCUCCCCGGGCUUUACGUGGGUAAUUUCAGGGAUUCGAAAGACGCUCUGCAACUCGACAGAUUCAACAUCACUCAUAUUGUUGCCAUCCACGAUACCGCCCGAAAACUGCAUCCGGACAAGCAUUACCUUUGCGUGUUGGCGUCUGACACACCUGACCAAAAUCUCACCCAGUACUUUCCCAUUUGUAACGAUUUUAUUCACGCCGCUCGUCUGCGAGGUGGAAACGUGCUUAUUCACUGUCUUGCGGGCAUGUCACGAUCUGUAACUGUAGCCGUAGCCUACAUAAUGUCAGUCACGACGCUUAAUUGGAAAGAGGCACUUAAAGUUGUCAAAGUGGGACGGUCCGUCGCAAACCCAAAUGUCGGAUUUCAAAAACAACUCGAAGAAUUCGAAAUGACCAAACUUUACGAGGAGAGGCGAAGGAUAAAAGAGAGAUUCCCGAGCCUGGCACUCGUCGCGAAGGACGAAGCCGAAUGCCAAAUUUUACUCAAUUCAUACGAAGGUCUGCUCCUGUCGAAGCACCUGUGCGAAGGAAACUGCCCCAUGGGUGAAGUCUGCCCCACAGGCCUAUGCCGAUCGCCCAGCAAGACGUGAGUAUGUCCCCUGAAAGAACCUUCAAAGCACCACAAUUGAGAGAAGCUUAUUAAAAAUCUUUCACUGA
This is a messenger RNA of Cimex lectularius (bed bug), 778 nucleotides long. RefSeq names its product dual specificity protein phosphatase 22. The coding region runs from base 61 to 711 and encodes 216 amino acids. The record is from RefSeq and is a predicted model, not a curated record. Gene Ontology annotation, biological process: protein dephosphorylation. Gene Ontology annotation, cellular component: cytosol. Gene Ontology annotation, molecular function: protein tyrosine/serine/threonine phosphatase activity. NCBI's taxonomy places the organism in Eukaryota, Metazoa, Arthropoda, Insecta, Hemiptera, Cimicidae. The transcript is spliced from 5 exons.